AACCAUGCUCCGGGCGGUGAGCAGCCAGGUGACGCGAGGGCUCGCGCGAGCUGUCCACGCAACCCAGCUCGUCCGUGACACCUCUGACCUUCCGAAGGAGCUUACCAUGCAUACAGGGGAUGCCGAUCCGCAUCCGAUGGAGCGGACUAUGGAGGGACUCAAUGUAGUGGCCGGUCAGCCUGAUCCUCCACUCAAGCCCGACUCGGAGUACCCGGACUGGCUGUGGGAGCUGUCGACAGAGAAGGCCGAGUUCUCGCCUGAGGAUGGCGGAAAGUACUUCCGCCAGCAGCGCCGGAGAGGCAUCAAGCAGCACAACGUCGACCAGCAGUACGCCAAGGUCUGAUCGCCCUGUGCUGAACUUGUGGGCGCCAUCACUCUGCGCUCUCGCCGUCUUGCCUUUGGCAGCUAACGCUGAGCGCAAACCCAUCGUCCGUGACAACCUCGAGCGGCACCGACGGCGCAUCAUCGCGGGCUGAACGACAAGCAGCCGAGCUCGUGGCAGAGCUCGGGAGCCGCGACCCGCGCGGCGCGCGAACAGAUGGUAAAAUCCAUGCCGAGAGGA
This is a messenger RNA of Thecamonas trahens ATCC 50062, 562 nucleotides long. RefSeq lists its product as uncharacterized. Lineage: Eukaryota; Apusomonadida; Apusomonadidae. The transcript has 2 exons. The record is from RefSeq and is a predicted model, not a curated record. The coding region runs from base 5 to 343 and encodes 112 amino acids. Gene Ontology annotation, molecular function: structural constituent of ribosome. Gene Ontology annotation, cellular component: mitochondrial large ribosomal subunit.